Molecule: messenger RNA, 2107 nt
Organism: Hordeum vulgare subsp. vulgare (domesticated barley)
Lineage: Eukaryota; Viridiplantae; Streptophyta; Magnoliopsida; Poales; Poaceae
Product: cytochrome P450 89A2-like
Exons: 3
Coding region: 199-1986 (595 amino acids)
Cellular component (GO): membrane
Molecular function (GO): heme binding; oxidoreductase activity, acting on paired donors, with incorporation or reduction of molecular oxygen, NAD(P)H as one donor, and incorporation of one atom of oxygen; iron ion binding
Source: RefSeq, a predicted model, not a curated record
GAGGAGCCCAUGGUUCGUAGCCUUGUCUUAUAAAUAGCAUAGGGGUAGAUAGUGCUGAAGGAUCAGCGGAGUUGCUGAGGCAGUACUAUUACAUACCCAAUUGUGCAGGAGUAGAAAGGCAAGGAAGAAGAAGAAGAAGAAGAAGAAGAAGAAGAAGAAGAAGAAGAAGAAGAAGAAGAAGAAGAGGGACGAGCAGCGAUGCAGGCGUCACUCUUCCAUGCUCCCCAGGUCCGGCCCACAGCCGCGCCAUGGCGACAACCUUCCAUGCACCUACAGCUUGCUGGACGCCGGCCACAUGGGUUGAAGCAUUGUGGGGCAUCGAUGGAGCAGUCUCGGUUUUUGCACUCUGGAACAAGCAGUGCGUCUGCAGCCCAUGAGAAAAGCAGAGCUGAGUUGACCAUCCCCGCUGCGUUAACAAUGGGAAUGGAGGGUCUGACGGCGGCCUCGUCGCCUCUCCUCAUGGGCGCCAUCACUCUCGUCGGGGCAGUCCUCUACCUGCUCGGCAGAGGGAGGAAGACCGCCGGAAAAGGAGAGCUGCCCCCAGGCCCGUCGACUCUGGAAUUCCUGGCCAUGUUCUUCAAGCUCCGACGCUCCGUCUUCCACGUCGGCCCCAUCCUCCGCGAGCUGCACGCGCGCUACGGCGGCAUCAUCUCCGUCCGCCUCUUCAAGACGCUCGUCUUCGUCCAGGACCGCGCCAUCGCGCACCGCAUGCUCGUCCAGGGCGGCGCCACCUUCGCCGACCGCCCCGCCACGUUCUACGACCCGUGGCCCGUCUUCUUCACCCGCUCCAUCAUCACCGCGACCUACGGGCCCUACUGGCGCCGCGUGCGCCGCAACCUCGCCGAGGCGCUCAACCCGGCACGGGUCGCCCGCUUCGAGAAGGCCAGGCGGCGCACCCGCGACUCGCUUCUCGCCCGGCUUGCCUCCGCCACCGGCGACGGCGAGCCCGUCAAGGUGAGGAUGAUAUUCCGCCGCACCAUGUUCGACCUGCUCACGUACAUGAGCCUCGGGUCCGGGGUCAGCACGCCGGUGCUGGACCACCUCUUCGCCCUGCAGAUCAAGAUGUUCAACGCCGUCAUGAGCUUCCCCGUCUUCUCCUUCCUCCCGGCAAUCACCAAAAAGAUAUUCUGGAAGCGGUGGGCGUACUACGAGGACUUGGCGAAAACACGCCAAGAGAUCUUCCUCCCGCUGCUCCAGGCGAGGCGAGCCUUGCCCUCGCCAUCGCCAUCGCCCUCGCCCUCGCCCACCAGCAACUCCACCACCGUCGAGGAGGACAAUGAUCCGCCGUGCUACGCGGACACCCUCCUCGCGAUGCGCCUGCCGGACGAAGGCGACCGCGCCUUAACCGACGCGGAGAUCACCACGCUCACCGCGGAGGUCAUGGUCGCCGGCACGGACACCACGGCCACCUUGUUCGAGUGGAUCAUGGCGGAGCUGGUGAACCACCCAGACGUGCAAGCCAAGCUCUACGACGAGGUGAGGGGCGAGGGGGAGCUCAAGGAAGGCGACCUCCGCGGGAUGCGGUACCUCAAGGCCGUCGUGCUCGAGGGCAUGCGGAUGCACCCCGGAGCGCACCUGAUUUUCACCCACAGGGCCAUGGAAGACACGGACAUCGGCGACUACACGGUGCCCAAGGACGCCCAGGUCCACUUCCUCGUCGCCGACUACGGGCUCGACGAGUCGGUGUGGACGGAGCCACACGAGUUCCGGCCGGAGCGGUUCCUGGACGGCGGCGAGGGCUGCGGCGUGGACGUCACGGGGAGCAGGGAGGUCAAGAUGAUGCCUUUCGGCGCCGGACGCCGGUUGUGCCCCGGCUACUCCCUCGCCACCCUGCACUUGGAGUACUUCGUCGGCACCCUCAUCAAGGAGUUCCAGUGGCUGCCGGCGGUUCAAGGACAAAAGGUCGACAUGACUGAGGAUUUGGAUACCCUCAUCGUCCUCAAGGACCCGCUUCGUGCUCGCCUCGUUCCGAGGACAUCGAGUUAAUUACAUAUAUCAAAGAAUUAAUGUUGUGCGUUCGAGAUGUAUUUUUUUUCCCUUUGUCGUAAUAAUCUGCUCGAGAAUUAAUGUUCGACAGCUGAAGUUGUUGUUCAAUAACCUUGUCGUC